Molecule: messenger RNA, 288 nt
Organism: Colletotrichum orchidophilum
Lineage: Eukaryota; Fungi; Ascomycota; Sordariomycetes; Glomerellales; Glomerellaceae
Exons: 1
Coding region: 1-288 (95 amino acids)
Source: RefSeq, a predicted model, not a curated record
AUGCCACCGAUUAAGAGUAAAGAGUGGGACAAUGGUAUUCGGGUCGCUGUUUUAACGUUGUGGGACGUGGGGGGGUCGACGGCCCAAGAGAUAUGCGAAAAGUACGGCAUGGCCCGGCGGACUUUUGUCGCCAUCCGCAACAAAGCUCUAGCCCGGGGAUGGGCUCCCGGUCAACCGGUGCUAAUAGCACAUGUCGAAAACAGCCCUCGCUCCGGUCGCCCCAGGAAAGAAAGGAACGGACCCGUUGAAGGUGUGGGUAGUCAACCUUCCUCGCCUCAAGGGGCGUAG